AUGUGGUACUUGCUCCGUGUGCUCAAGCCUGAUUGGCGGGAGAAACGCAUGUUCGGAUCAUUGCUUAUAGCUAUUUCGAUCCCUGAUCUGUACAUCGAAGUAUUCCAACUCGCGCGUCUUGAGAACCGUUCCCUACUGCGAACAGCAAAAACUCCGAGAAACGCUUCACAUGGAAUGGAAACCACAGCAAGGGUAUCCGUGAACUGGACAUGUUGCGCCUUUAUUUUCCUUCAAGGGAUCAUUAGCAAAUUCCUGCAAAUACCAAAAAUCGCAAGUCCCGUCCCGUUUCCAAAUGUCAUCCAGACGUGUCGGCAGUGGAAUGGCAUUUGCGAUCGCGGCCUUUACACCCGUUUGAGUCAGUCCGCGCAUACGCAAAGGCAAGCCAAAAGCAAUAAGCUAGCGAGAUUCUUCAUCUUAGCUGAGAAAGGUAGACCAGUAGGCUCCUAUGCUCUCAAUAUUCAACUGCUUAGAGUGAACGAGAUGCUGCUAUAUGUAUGGCACGUAAGUCCUUGCAGCAGGCUUAGUACGGGUGACACUCCUUGUUUGCUUGUCUCGGAUGCAUACGAUGCCGUCGAGAGGCUGGAGUGGAGAACUUUAUCGUCACUCAUAACGGGAGGUAAGUGGUGUGACUCUUGUUGUACGGUAGCUGGGCUACCCGCAUUCUUCUUCUCUGGAGAUCGACGCCAACACAGCUGGCUUGCCUUCGAACAAGCAAGCUCGCUCUCACAAACCCCAUCUGCUGCAUACGCGAGUCUGGCCACGCAGCUGCAUACGCGAGUCUGGCCACGCAUACGGUCCCGUCUUGAGGUAGUUUUGUUCUACGAUGGCCCGCAAGCUCGAAGAUUCAGAUGCCUGGCGUACUGCGUCAAGAUAGCAGGCAUGUCAGCAACUCAAGCAUAUGCUUUAAGCUUAAUACAGCCUGCACUUUCCUGGCUUUUUCUAUUUAUUUCGUUCGAAGAAUUGCGGCCUGAACGUAUUCACAAAAGCAAACACAUGUUUUUCGACACUCCAUUUAAGGGCUGCAGACUCCGUUCGGAGUCCUUGGCGGGGUUGAACAUUCAGGCUUUUCCCCAGGUCGAGGGUCAAGCAAGAGAUGGCAUCAUGGCGAUUGGUCCCUCGUAUCCCGGACCAAAUCACGACCUUAUAUUGACCAGUAGAUGUUCAGAGCCUAUACGUUGGGUGUGCAUAUUCUGGAAGGGAGACAGUAGGACACAUCAGCGGGAUGCAGGACACUUUGGCUGUAUAUAUGCUGCGAUACUGAGCAGGUUUGCGCUGAUUGUUCGCGCGGCGGUCCUAUCGGAAGAAGACGCUGUUGAGCAUCUCGGGACUCAUUAUUGUGCUUCGUCAAAGGAGGUGGAGUUCUCCGCCAAGCCGGCGGAAUUGCAAUCCCGCUCCGACCUUUGCGCAGGCAUUCAUACCAUACCGUAUGAACGCCCUCAUAUAGAGGACCGACAGCCGGCCAUCAAUUCGAGCCCAGAAAGAGUAAGCAGAGAGGCGAUCGCUGCAUAUGAAGCAAUUCAUUUGCUAAAGUCGUUGCUGAUCGUCUUCGCUCGGCAAUACCCAAGAUCUUGGUCCAUAAUCCGUCGGACUCUUCCACGAAAUGGCCGGCGUGCUCUAUACCCAAGGCGGUCUUCUCAGGGCUGGUUGGAGACUGUUAUGUCUGUGAGACACGGCCGAGACAUAAAUAUGGUCUGGAGCAGUCUUCCACUUAUCUUCGACGGCACUGUCAAGAGCAAGAAGUACGAUCGAUCCUGCUGCAAUGACAGAGCACUUCUUGCGAUAGAAAAUCCACAACCUCCGCUGCUGCGAGAAUUCACUCACAACCCGACGCGCCAUGAUUACUUGACAGGCUGGAAGAGCUUUCUAGAGCCUUUCAUCUUGUUUGCUGGUUGUUUUACACCAUCUAAGAAUAUGGUUCAUUAUAAGUACAUGACAACCCUUCCGUUCACAGCACCUUACUCCCUCCAAGUACUUCAUGCACUCGCCGACUUCCGCUGCCACGUUUUCGCCGCCACAGAUUGCAUAGACGAUGUCGCGAUUUUCAUCCCGCUUGGCCACACCCACGUCUUCAUCGGCAACGUUCGAGCCUCAAUCAGAGCGGACAAAGCACACGAAAUCAUUCAUCUGAAAAAUCCACAGAACAUGGGCGAGGAAUUGGCGAAAGGGAUGGCGAAGUUCAGAGAUGAUCCAGCUAACAGCAUACCUGACCACGCAAAGUUCAUAUGCACAAAGGCGCAGGGCGCGGAGCUUAAAGAAGUUGUAAAGAAGAGGGUCACGCAAAUCGUGGAAAGGGCGUAUCCAGAAGGUCUCGGAUGGCUGGAACGUCCUGAAUCGCAGGAAGUCAAGCAGUAUGCUGCCUGGGCCUGCUUUCACACCAAUCGACUCUUCGACGAAAGUGAACGCAUCACAACGGGCGGCUACAUUGUGCAAGCAUUAUAUGAACUCAUGUACUGCGACUUACGAGAUGCAUCCCCAGCUUAUGGAUUCGUGGCCCAGCCGGGAAAAGAACCUUACUGGUUGGACAGGAUCACCGAAGAGGGUGUUCCAACCCAAUCUCUCGACGGCUUCGGCUUCAACGAGCCAUAUGCUGCACCAAUGCUGCCGUCUGAGACCGAGCUUCACUUCAUUUGGCAUGAGGCUAAAUCAGAAUGGAGCCGCACCCUCCAGCAAGCAAGAAAGCCGUAA
Molecule: messenger RNA, 2685 nt
Organism: Pseudocercospora fijiensis CIRAD86
Lineage: Eukaryota; Fungi; Ascomycota; Dothideomycetes; Mycosphaerellales; Mycosphaerellaceae
Exons: 26
Coding region: 1-2685 (894 amino acids)
Source: RefSeq, a predicted model, not a curated record